Messenger RNA from Homalodisca vitripennis (glassy-winged sharpshooter), 1842 nucleotides. RefSeq lists its product as uncharacterized. The transcript is spliced from 5 exons. Lineage: Eukaryota; Metazoa; Arthropoda; Insecta; Hemiptera; Cicadellidae. The annotation marks the transcript as partial. Gene Ontology annotation, molecular function: catalytic activity. The record is from RefSeq and is a predicted model, not a curated record.
AUGGAUGUUGUGGCACUUCAGGAGACCCGAUGGCCCCUGGCAGGGAGAAUUAACACCAAAGAUUAUUUAAUUUAUUAUAGUGGCUGUGAAGAUGACAGAUACCACGGUGGUGUGGGUGUUGCUGUAAACAAGAGAAUUUCGGAGGCUGUGAUACAUUAUGAAGCAAUUAAUAAUAGGUUGUGCAAUAUUAGGUUAAGGGGAAAAUUUAGUAACAUAUCUCUAGUCAGCUUUUACGCGCCAACUGAAGAUGCAGAAGAGGAAGAAAAAGAUAACUUCUAUGGUCUUCUGGACGAACUGGUGGGUAGGUUACCAAGUUUCGAUAUGAAGAUUAUUUUAGGGGACGCAAAUGCCAAAGUAGGAAGAGAAGAAGUCUGGAGACCUGCUAUUGGAAAAGAGAGCCUGCACCAAGAACCAAACGACAAUGGAACCAGACUGGCAAGUUUUGCAAUUGCAAAUGAAUAUAAAAUAGUUAGCACGAUGUUCCCAAGAAAAGAUAUACACAAAUAUACAUGGACAUCACCUGGUGGAACAACAAAAAACCAAAUUGACCACGUGAUCACAGACCAAAGGCACAAAAGUAGUAUAACUGAUGUUCGAAGCAUCAGGGGAGCGGAAUGUGGAACUGACCACUCAUUAGUUUUAGUCAAAGUGUGUCAGCGAAUAGCAAUCCAGAGAAGAAAGGAAGUAAGGCAAGAAAGAAGAAUAGAAGUGGGUAGACUUGAGCUUAAGAAUAUUGCUGAUGAAUUCAAACUGAAACUGGAGAAUAGAUUUAAGGCCCUGGAAGACAUGGAGAACAAUGAAACGGUAGAUGCCAAAUGGUCUAAUUUUAAGGAAGUAGUUCUGAACACAGCAGAAGAGGUAUGUGGUAGUAGAAAGAAGAGAAACAAAAAACCAUGGUUUGAUCAGGAAUGCGAGCAAGCUCUGAAAGACCGAGUUAAAAGGAAAAUAACGUGGAUGAAUAGUAACAGGGUAGAGGAUAGAGAAAGCUAUAAUGAAGCAAAUAGGGAGGCAAACAAGUUGCUGAGGCGGAAAAAAAGACUGUAUCUGAAUAGAUUGCUUGACAAGGCUGAAGAAGAUAAUACAGCAAAUAACGCAAAGGACUUCUACAGGAAAAUAAGAUUCUUCAAAAGAGGUUUUAUCCCAUACCCAUAUGGGGUAAAAAACAGAAAUGGAGAGUUGGUGACAGAAAAACCACCAACCAUAGAAGAAGUAAAGGAUGCAGUCAAAGCGCUAAAGACCAACAAAGCUCCUGGGAAGGAUGAAAUAACAGCAGAAUUCUUGAAGAAAGGAGGAGAAAUAAUAGUGGAAAAUCUAUGGAAACUAAUACUUCGUAUUUGGGAGAAAGAAGAAAUGCCAGCUGAAUGGCAAGAAGCAAUAAUAAUACCUAUACACAAGAAGGGUGAAAAAGAAGAGUGUGAGGGCGCUACUGACGCCGGUUAUCAAAGGUCGGGGGAAGUCGCUCAAAAGACGAGCGCAGUUGUUCCGGUGGCUCCGUGGCUGUAUGGGGAUCAACUCAAGAUACAGUGUGAUAAAUUCAAAUUAGCUAGUGGGACGGUCCGGCAGAUGAGGGCUGCGCUAUCGGAUUUUGUAAAAUCACAAAAGAAAAUUGAUUCGGAGUGGGUUCCGUCUAGUAGCCGAAUCAAUGACGGUAUGGGACUUAACUUAAUAUCUGGAAACAAUUUCGAAGAGGAACGGUCUGAUGUUACCAAAUUAGAUAAUAAUCAAACUAACAUCGAGGCGCGUUGGGCCCAGGCUUUUGAAAACCUUAAAAUUGCUCAUCAAAAGAUAGCCUCAAGGUACAAUAUCAACAGGAAACCUGCUGCCUUCAAGGUUGGUGACACG